Penicillium expansum is the source of this 1443-nucleotide messenger RNA. RefSeq names its product Major facilitator superfamily domain, general substrate transporter. The transcript is spliced from 3 exons. Gene Ontology annotation, cellular component: plasma membrane. Lineage: Eukaryota; Fungi; Ascomycota; Eurotiomycetes; Eurotiales; Aspergillaceae. The coding region runs from base 1 to 1443 and encodes 480 amino acids. The record is from RefSeq and is a predicted model, not a curated record. Gene Ontology annotation, molecular function: carboxylic acid transmembrane transporter activity. Gene Ontology annotation, biological process: carboxylic acid transport; transmembrane transport.
AUGGCGGCCGCUGAAAGCGGGGUUUCGUGCAACCCUCCACAAGAUGAGACGAAAAAUGCAAACACUGUUGUCAGUAGGGAUGUUGAGGAAGUGACACAUUCAUAUCGUCCAAGCAGAUGGCAGAGUAAUAUCACCAUCAUCAGUUGUUACAUCGCCAACUUUAGUGAUGGCUUUCAAAACACCCUCGCCAAUCCCACAAAUAUUAUCUUCAAGCAGGUGCUUGGAGCUAAUGAAUUUUCUUCCGACAUGAAGACUCGCAUGAGCAACUCAGUCAUCGUCGGAGCGAUCCUUGGUGUCGUUGUUUUCGGAUAUACCUCUGAUAUGUUUUCACGGCGCGCCGGAUUGCUCGUCACGUCCUCCCUGGUCGCAAUCGGUACCUUGAUGGCGACACUGGCUCUCCAGGUGCAUCCCUCGAGCAAUAUGCUGUGGUAUUUUGUUGUAGUUCGUGGAAUUGCUGGAUUUGGUGUUGGAGGUGAAUACCCUCCCAGUGCUGCUGCUGGCAUUGAAGAAUCGGACUGGAUCAUGCGCAAAUACAGAGGACCAAUGUUUGUGUCUUUUACGACUUUGAUGGCCACACUCGCCGGUCCGAUCUUGAUGAUAAUCUAUUUGAUCACACUCAUUGCCACGGACAAUAACCUUGUCAUCGCCUUCCACGCCAUUUACUCCAUCGCCACUCUUCUCCCAGUCUCAAUUAUAGUUUUGAGACUGUUCAUGGUGGACUCGUCUCUGUUCCACUAUUCUAAUUUCAAGCGGCAGCGGAAGUCGUGGCGCCUUUGUCUCCUUCUUGCACGACGUUAUUGGUGGAGGCUAUUGACUACAUCGGUCGCCUUCUUUUUGUAUGAUUUCAUCAAUUUCCCCAACAGUAUCAUGUCCAGCACGAUCAUCUCCUCUUUGGUUAAAGAUCACAAUGUCCGGACGACAGCUAUUUGGCAGGUCAUUUUGGCGGCCUUGCCAGUUCCCGGUGUUCUGUUGGGGGCCUGGCUCACUAAUGCGAUUGGACGUCGCUGGACUGGAAUUUUGGGCUUUGCUGGAUAUGUUGUGCUUGGUUUCGUUAUCGGUGGCACGUACUCGAAGCUUUCUCAAAACAUUGCGGCCUUCGUUGUCCUGUACGGUCUGUUGCAAGCAUUUGGUCAUAUGGGACCCGGUGCUACCAUAGGGCUUAUAUCUUCCGAGUCUUUCCCCACUGCCAUGCGGUCCAUGGGAUAUGGUGUCGCGACAGCCUUCGGUAGAACGGGUGCUGCUGUUGGCACUCAGUGCUUUACCCCUCUUCAGGACCGUGCUGGUAACAGCUCUACAUUCUACUUGGCUGGUGGCGUCGCUAUUCUCGGCAUGAUGGUAUACUACUUGUUACCCGAAAGUGGAGAUUUGGAUUUGGAGAAAGAAGAUAAGGAGCUCAACGAGUUUCUUAUGCAGCACGGAUUUACGACUGAUGUGAAAGAGUGA